AUUACAAACUACACACUCUUUUUUAAAAAUUAUUUUGUGAAAAAUUUUACUAGAAUUAAUGGAUCAAAAUGGACAGAAAUAAGCCAGGAAGUUCGCGCUCUUCUAAAGCUAAAAUAGGUGCUCCUCAUGGCAGUGAACUUUUCGCAUUAGGAACAAAACCAGCUUCGAGUUCGGGUGAUAAAAAAAUAAUAUCCAGUGUUACAGAUCGCAAAAGGGAACCAACGACCAGCUUAGUUGGGUCAUCAGUUCCAAAGAAAACAAAAAUAGGUGGAACUAUUGGGAAUGUACCAAGAUUAUCGGGCGAAGGUAGUAGCAGUUCCAGUUCUCUUGAACCUUGGGAACAAGCAGCGGUAGAAUGUGAACCACAAGAUCUAGUUAAUUCCGUAUUAACAGCAAUUGACCAACAGGAUUCAGACACAAUUGUUGGACUAGUGUGUGGUGCGAUAAAAUUGAUUGCUUCUAAUAGAAAUAAAACUGACAAUAUUCUUUCGUUGUCGUUACUGUAUUUGGCAAAAUUGCGACCCACUUUAUUUUGCAAUUAUGUUGUUACAUCAGCUUUGAUUUCAAUUUUAAAACGUGAUAUUCAUAAUACAUUUAAAGGAAGAAGUAAUCCAACAGCACACAUUUUAGCCGCAAAUCUUCUUGCUAGGGGUUAUCAUGAUAAAAAAACUUGGCCAGAAGUUUUUGUGAAAACAUAUAUAGAUGAUGCAGCUAAUGAGAGACUUUGGGUCGACAUUUGCGAUUGUGCGCCUUUUGUAGAAAAUAUUUGCACUGCUUUUAAAACUAAAAUUCCACCAAAAUCCUUACUGCAACCAGAAGGCGGUGGCGGGACCCCUACCUCCACAUCAACAAAUGUUCCAUUACCAGGUAGUUCGAAUAGAGAAUAUUUGGUAAUCGAUGAUGAUUCUGGAGACAACUCGUUGCAUGGAGAAAUAAAAACAAGUGACUUAGAAUGCCCAGUUCAAGAUCGAUAUGCCAAUAAUUCUAACAUAGUAGAAAAAUAUGUCUCUGAUAUUAUAAAAGAGCAAUUGAAUAGAAGACAACAACAAGAUUGUUCAACCAGAAAUUUUUUGAAAUUUCUUUCAUCUACUUCUGGUAUACCAGAAGUUAGAUCAUUGUCGAUUUCUCGACUUGAGUUAUGGAUUCAUAACGGAAAACUAAUGAGACCUGCUCAAGAACUUUUAACCUAUAUAUGUUAUAAUAUUACAAGUCAUUUGCAAAAAGAUCAUGAAGUUUUAGCAACGUUAGUGAAAAUGAGGUUGAAGACUAAACCAUUAAUAAAUAUUUACAUGCUAUGUCUUAAAGAAAUGCUUCUUCAGCAACCAGAUAUACUUUUUAUAGCUCUUAAAUUAGUGGUUCAAAACGAAUUAUCAAACGCCAGAAACCCGAACAAUAUGGGAAUGCUAGCAAAUAUGUUUCAAACCAAACCUGAACAGUCUGCAAAACAUUUGGCUGAAAUUUAUCAAGAGUUUUUAUUGCAGCGUGAAGACUGUUUACGAACUUUAAGAGUUUUUCUAAGAGAAUUGGUGAAAAUGCUGCGCUACGACAUAAAUUUGGUUGAAUUUUGUAAAUCAUUUUUAGUUUCAAGACCAGAUCUUGCACCACAAAUUCAACAGUCAGAAUUUAAAGAAAGAAUAUUUUUGGCAAUAGUUGAAAUAACUUGCCUUUGUAUGUUCUUAACAGUAUCACCUCAAGUACGAGAGGCUAAUGUUUCUUUAAGAGCUGGAAGAGAUAUGCGAAACAAUCCAAUCCUUCUAGCAUUUUAUGCCCAAAUGUCACAAAUUCAGCUGGAUGCCCUAACAUGGAUGCAUCAAGUUGUUCCAAUAUUAUUUAAUCCGCAAGCAAAUGAGUACACCCAAGCGCUCCAUCGUAUUUUGUUGUUAGACUCCCCAGAACAAUAUUCCAGAUGUGAUCAAUGGCCUCCAGAACCAGAGCGUGUAGCUCUUCUACGUUUGGUCUCAGAAACUCCUGUCCACGAGGAUUCCUUGUUGAGAAUAAUAUUAAUUGGAAUCACAAAAGAAAUUCCUUUCAGUAUUCAGGAUACUUAUGAUGUUAUAGAACAGACAAUUAAAAGAGCUUCAGCUUUAAAAUGUAUCGAUUAUCCAGCCGUCGAGGCAAAUAAAGUUGAUAUAAUUGAUUUUUUAUUUAGUAUGGCAGAAUAUCAUCAUCCGGAAAAUAUUCAUUUACCUGUAGGUUAUGAGCCUCCAAAAUUGGCUAUAACCACUUUAUAUUGGAAGGCGUGGGUUAUUUUGCUAAUGCUUUCCUCACAUAAUCCUUCAACAUUUGGGGCUUACUGUUGGGAACAUUAUCCAAUUUUGAGAAUGUUAAUGGAGAUUUGUAUCACAAAUCAGUUUCAUGAUAUUAGAAUUUCAGAAGAAUUGCAAUUGUCAGUCCUAGAAAAACAAAAUAUUUUGGAAUUCGAAACUCAUCUUGCAGCAGCAUCUUCAAAAGUUGUAAUAACAGAACAAAAUUCGUUAUUAUUGUCUCAGUUGACAUGGAUGGAUCCUAUGGGCCCACCAAGACGUCCGCCUAACUACACUAUAGACAAUUUGCAACAAUUAAAUGCGACUUAUAAGUUUGGACAUUUAUUGUGCCGAAGUCGAAAACCUGAUCUAUUGCUAGAUAUAAUACAGAGGCAAGGAACUACUCAAUCAAUGCCUUGGCUAAUUGAUUUGGUACAAAAUAGUGACGGCGAUUUUAGUCAUUUACCCGUACAAUGUUUAUGUGAAUUUUUAUUAGCUAAUUCGUCUAAUAUGAGCUCAGAUAAUGUUAGAGAUGUUGAAUUACUUGAAUAUUUGAGAAAUUUUCUAAGAAAUGAAAAUGCUGAUAAACAAACUUCCUGUGAAGUUUUGGAGUAUUUUCUUCGUCGAUUGGCGUCAACAUGUAAGCAGUCUCGGAUUAUGGCGACAAAUGCAUUGAAACUGUUAUUGCAAACUUUUAAAAAACCUGAUGAUGAAGAAGAUCCUGCAAGUGAUUGGUUACUUAGACAUCUUCCCCAUAUUCCACAUUUUAUUCAUGCCCGUCCACUAAUAAUUCUUCAGCUAAGAGCAGCGUGUCAAAUUGAAAACAACCCAGAACUUGUAAUGAUUUAUAUACAGUUUAUUGCAGCCCAUACCUUGCAUGAUCCUGUCCCAGAUAUGCUGGAUCAUGUAAUGGAUAUGUCGCAAUUAAUUGUUGAACGAAGUACAAUAUUUCAACAUAUUAUACCCAUACAAACACCUUCUACAAUGAUGGUAGGUGAACCCAAUGAAAACGAGCAACAGAAUCGAUUGCAAACUUUGAAUUGCCUAUUUGUGAUGUUCAAUAAUUACAUAAUAAAGUUACGUGAUACAAAACCACCAUAUGAAUGGGCUGAAUAUCCUGACCUAUUAAUGGUUCAUUUUGAUGAUGGGGUGCAACUGCCCAUCCACUUGAAUAUUAUUCAUGCGUUUGUUAUUUUACUAACCCAUUCAACGACAACAAUUCCAAAUUCGAUUCCAAUAUUAGAUUAUUGGUUUCCUCCAGGGCGACCAAUACCUCAAGCUUUUACCAUUGAAACAAAUGAACCUGUAACAUUUUUGCCAGAUUGGUUAAAGCUAAAAAUGAUUCGUAGUCCGGUAGACAGAUUAGUGGAGGCAGCUAUGCAUGACUUAACGCCAGACCAAAUUGUUUUAUUCGUACAAAAUUUUGGCACUCCAAUAACAUCUAUGUCAAAGUUACUCGCGUUAUUGGAUCAAGCAGUAAUUGAACAAUUUCAAGCAGUGAGAAAUGCAGUACUAAAUAAAGCAUAUCUUGCACAGUUAAUUGAAAUUCAAAGAGCGCGUGGUGCUAAGAAUGGGCAUAUAACUGUCACAGCUUUAGAACUAUGUGCUACCUCUUCUCCUGAUCUGCCAAAAACUGGCAUUUAUGUUUUAGAGUCAAUUAACUUGGAUCAAUUUCAAACAAUUUUGUCUACUGAAAAACCUCAAUCAUCUUCAAAAGGAUCAAAAGAAGUUGAUGAAAUUGUUGAUAUAAUUUUGAAAAAUCCAAAUAUGACCAAACUCAACAACAUACGAUUUAGAAAACUAAUUCAUCAACUUUUAGGAAGAGAUCAAAUUUCUUCCGUGAAAAGAACAACUAAACCACAAGACAUUCAAGUAUUUUCUUCUGGAAAAGCAUUAUUAUACCUAAUGAGAUUAGUAGAAUCCCCUCAUGGUCCUUACGUUUUUCAAAAUAUAUUUCAAAAAACACACGCGUGCACAUUUUUUAGAGCAUUAUUAACUUAUGUUCCCGAAAAAGUGGAGAACCAUAACUUCAUGUUACAAGUAAUUGACAAAAUCAUACUUAGUCUCAGUGCUACUCCUGAUUUAGAAAAUACAGCUUUAUUAAAUAUUUUGACCAAUAAACGAAAAACUUUCAUUCGUCAUACUCUAGAUGCAAAAGUUAUUCAAACUGAAAAACAAGAUUUCAUUCAAAUUUUGAUGACUGAGAAGGCUACUGAACUAGAAUGUCAAGGACGAAAAUUUGUUAACGAUAUGAUUGAACAUCGCAAAACAGAAAAUUUGGUUGAAGCUCUAGUUUCAGUACUAAAAAUUGAUUCAAAUAAAAACGAAGUAAAAAUGGAGGAAUGUUGUUUUGACAAAAAAGGAAUUUUGGUCGAUUGGUUAGCUGAAGUAGAUUCUGAAUUAAUUACAGUUAAUAAAAUUUUACAAAUGGAUUUACUAUUUGGAUGUACUUCAAAUGAGUUUAAGUUUUACAUGUUAUCAUUACUAUGUCAUCAAGCAAAUUGGCAAACUUUAAGUGAAAGUUUAAAAUUUUUGUUGUCAAUAUACAAAAAGAAUUACGAUUGCUCAGCCGUAUUGAAUUUUAUAGAUGCUUUAAUACAUAACCCAAAAAUGUGGCAAGGCCGCGAUAAGGCUGUUCCCAAACACGAACAAAAAGAGUAUAUUUUAACUUUAACAAUGCCUCAAGCAAAAGUUUUUACAGAAUAUGCCCUGAACGAAUCCCUCAAAGAAAUUGAAUUAAAUGGGGAGUCAAAUGUGACAAACGAAAAAUUGAGCUCAAGAGUUACAUUAUUUAUCAAAAUUGUUGACGAAAAAACUUUUGAAAUUAUGGAACUAGUACAGUUUGUUCGGUCCUACGAUUGUUUAGACACCCUCAAGCAAAAAUUUUUACAACAAAUCUAUUUGAUGCUACCGACAAUAAAAUUUCUGGAUGAUGAACUGGAAACAAUAUACACAACAAAUGCACAGAAUCUUGUGGCUUGUAGAUCUGAUAAAAUAACAAAUUUCAUAAUUACAACGUUUACAAGUCUCCAAACACAAAAGGAUUACCAAGCAAUGGGAAGCGAUUCUGAACUUUUAAUACGCAAAUUAGCCGCAUCACAUCCAACAUUAUUUUUGCGACAACUGGCAGUGUUAUCAGCGUUGAUACAAGGGAAAGCACAUAUGGACAUACAAGUACUAAGAACUGAAUACCAUGUAUCCAGAUUACAUCAAGUGGUAAGAAUUUUAGAACUUCUUCAACCAUUAGUAUUUGAAGAUGUUUACAGACAAGCGUUUCAAAUGUCCUUGGAUUGUUAUUUUAUGUUUUUCAAACACCAUUCCCGCGCUAAGGAAGCUUACCCGAUUUUGUUAAAAUUUGUAGAGCUUCUUCAAGCAUAUAUCAACAAUAACCCAGUAAGUGCUUUAGCUUAUAUUGAACAAUACACAGGCUUGAUGCAGGAAUUAUCAAUAAAAUUUCGUGGUUUGCAAGCCUUAAAUCAACUUGUACAGGGUUUAUCCUUAUUAAAACAUAAAACUUCUACCAAACCAGAGUUAAAUGAUGAGGAAACUUCAAAACAGGAAUUUGAUUUAGAUGAACAGGAACAUAAACCAACACCACCCAUUAUACAAUUAGACACUGAAGAAGCUGUAACCAGUGCAUCUAACACAACAUCGCAACUGGACAUAGAAAGUAGAGGAGCUGCAUCAUUUGCCUUAGGCGGUCCUCAUUCAAAACAAGCUCAAAUCUCACCCCAUUUUCAUAAUUUGGUUAAUAUUAUACGUCAUUCAAGUUCUGAAGAGGUCAUAUUGCAACCAUUACAAGAUAUUGAAAGUCUUACAUUUAAGAGAACAGCGCUACUUGAUGAACUAUAUGAAAGACUUUUAGAACUCAUAUUUUCACCAAGCACACAAAUUCGUACAAAUGCUUAUAUUUUGCUAAUAAGACAUUUAAAACAUAAUCCAGGCAAAAAAGACGUUAACAAAACUACUUUAUUAGCUUAUAUUCAAUGCUUGAAAGACGAAAAUUCCGCAGUUGCGUCUUCAGCUGUUGAUAAUUUGAUUGAAAUUGUAGUUUGUUUACAAGAAUAUGCAUCAGAAAUUCUAAGAACUGUUUUUGAGUUAAAUGUUGAAUCAAAAUUAAAUACAACAACGCAAAUUAAAAAAUGCUUACAAACAUUAAAAUUACAACAUGGAUGUUAAAUGGUACAUGAUAACAAACUACUAUAUAAGUUUUAAAUAUAUAUUAGCUUUAUAAUAUAGUUAGUAAGGAGAACAAAUUUUAUCAAUUUUAUAAAUAUUGAAUCAAUGAAAUAAAUGAAAAAUUCGUUACAUGUGUACUCUGCAAACAAUAUUUUGACAUACCUUCAGUUGCGAUUAUCUUGCGAAUUUUUGUUAGUAAUAACUGAUGUGUUAUAAAUUUAAUGAAAGAAUGCUUAAAAGUAGAUUUCAAAUAGUAAAAGUAUGAGAAUUCGAAAGUACAGAUGCUUUUGAAAGAUUAGAUACUUUAGGGUUAUAAACGCUGUCACUUUGGUUAUUAAUUAUUAUUAAAAUCGAAUAAUUAAAAGUUCAUUGAUAUGAUUGCUGUAUUCAAUUUUGGUAAUCUUUAAAUUAUUCGAACUACUUUAUAAAUAAAUGAAUACAAUUUGGUAUUUUCUGA
Molecule: messenger RNA, 6879 nt
Organism: Condylostylus longicornis
Lineage: Eukaryota; Metazoa; Arthropoda; Insecta; Diptera; Dolichopodidae
Gene: IntS1
Product: integrator complex subunit 1
Exons: 4
Coding region: 69-6422 (2117 amino acids)
Biological process (GO): U2 snRNA 3'-end processing
Cellular component (GO): integrator complex
Source: RefSeq, a predicted model, not a curated record